Molecule: messenger RNA, 1065 nt
Organism: Aspergillus clavatus NRRL 1
Lineage: Eukaryota; Fungi; Ascomycota; Eurotiomycetes; Eurotiales; Aspergillaceae
Exons: 2
Coding region: 1-1065 (354 amino acids)
Source: RefSeq, a predicted model, not a curated record
AUGGUCCAACUGUACGAUGUCUUCGACUACCGCAUUGUACGGGACCAGCUCAUCGCCAACACGGUGCUCGUCGCCGUGGCCACCAUCGUCGUGAUCCUGCGCUUCAUCUCCCGACGGCUCCGGCGCAGCAAGCUGUGGUGGGACGAUUUCUGCUGCAUCGGGUCGAUUCUGCACACGUACGGCAUGCUGGCCAUGCAGUACCACUACGCGCGCGUCGGCAUGCGCCAUCACGUUGUCGAUAUCCCCUGGGGAAACACGGUCGUGAUCCUCAAGAUGCUCAUCGUCUACCAAGCCGUCUACUACAACGCCAUGGUGCUCGCCAAGCUGAGCUACCUCUUCUUCUACCUGCGCAUCUUCGUCACCAAGGCCUUCCGCAUUGCCGCCUGGGUCUGCAUGGGCUGCGCCUGCGCCUACUGGGCCGGCAGCGUCCUGCAGAUCUUCCUCAUCUGCCAGCCCUUCGAGAAGAACUGGAACCCAAUGCUGCCGGGCCACUGCGCCAGCCAGAACGUCGCCUUCUCGACCAUCGGCGCCUUUAACCUCAUCACCGACGUCUUGAUCAUGCUCCUGCCGCUGCACUUUAUCUGGAGGCUGCAGAUGUCCGUGGCGACCAAGCUUGCCCUCUUCGGCAUCUUCGGCAUCGGUAUCUUUAUCUCCGCCAUCACCAUCAUCCGCAUCCGCGUCCUCACCACCGUCGACUUCACCGACCUGUCGUACUCCAUGAUCUGGGCUGCCUUCUGGAGCGUCACCGAGCCCGCCCUCGCCAUCACCAACGCCUGCGUGCCCAUGCUGCGCCCCGUCUUCAAGGCGGCCUUCCCCACGCUCUUUGCCAGCGCCAAGGCCGAAUAUACCGCGAAGGUCGGGCAGUCUGGCGACUCCGGCAGCAACAACGCCUUCAAGCGCAUCAACGACGAGUACCCGCUUACCCAGAUCGAGGAGGGCGAUAAGACUUUCAGUCACGGAGGCGCGUCCGGGUACGAGGCGUCGCUGAAUGACCGCUCUCACGACGGGUCCGCCCGUCAGAUCCCGAGCAGCGUGAUUGGGAACGGGGCGAAGGCGUGGUCAUAG